AUGCUGGAGAGAUGGGAAUUGCUGUGCUUGUUUGUCAAGUCCAAGGUGGUUCGUAUUGUCUUAGAUAGGCUGGCUCAGGAGUGUCAGAUCCGACUGCUACGUGGACAAACCUCCUGCUUCGUUGAUCAGUGUCGCAAAAUACAACAGUCGUAUGAUUCGCAGAAGAAGACAUGGAACGUGAAAGAUAAUCAACAGGAGCUUUUUAUAAGCAUGAAUCGUUGGAAAGAUGCCCUUGUCGGUUCCAUCCACUCAGAAUUGGAGAAGCUGGAGUCGGAUAAGCUCGAAGAGUUCGCUACUGUUGUGUUGAAAGCUUCGGCGGGCGAGAGCUUGGCUAAGGUGCGACCGGCAUCGCGAGAGGAGAUCCACAACCUCAAGUCCUUGUCUGUAUGCCCCUCCGAUAGCGACGUGACCAGGGUACAAAGUUGCGCGUCACAAGAAGCUGAGACCCCUGACGAGGACGAGGAGGGCGAGGAAGAGGUCCGAGGCUUCACGAGAAGUGUCUCAUCCUCCAGCAAGGCGUCAACCACUUGCAGCUCGAGGGAGGAGUACUGGGGCGAUGUCGUUAUGCUUGUCAGGGAGAAGAACGACAAGCUCAAUCGACCGGGAAAGGUUGAGCUAGGGGGACUGGCGGAGCGAAGGUAUAAGAAAGAGGCUUGGUUGGGUAGCAUGAACUCGAUGUUGUGUGGCGUCCACACGAUCCCGUUGAGUGCUGAGCUGUUUCCGGCAUGCUCCAAGACAAAAUCGUCAAAGGCGUGUGAGCUCGAGUCAUUUAAGUUGAAGCAAGGCUGCAACAGGACGCGAAGUGUGGGCCCACCAAUGGGGCCGGAGGAACAAUCGACAGAGAACAAAGAUAGCAAGGGGGAGGGGUCAAAAGGAUCGGACAUUGCGGGGCAGAAAAGAAGUCUGGCAGAAGCUUGUGAGGUGCCUUGUGAAGUUUCAAAGAGAGCGAGGGAGGAUUGAAGGUAAGGGAGGAGGCAGUAAGGAAGUUUGUUUAAUCAUAUUGUUGCGCUAUGAAAGUUUACAUGCAUC
This is a messenger RNA of Guillardia theta CCMP2712, 1029 nucleotides long. RefSeq lists its product as hypothetical. Lineage: Eukaryota; Cryptophyceae; Pyrenomonadales; Geminigeraceae. The transcript is spliced from 6 exons. The record is from RefSeq and is a predicted model, not a curated record. The coding region runs from base 1 to 960 and encodes 319 amino acids.